CAAACCAAGUGUCAAUGGCCCAUUAUAAUUUUGUGUUGUUUGUUUAUUUUGACUUUAAUUUGUGUUAAAAUAACAGAAGAAAAUAAUGGAAAGCAGUAAAACUAAUGCGAGCUACGGACAAUGCCGUUGUUGCUUAGCGAAAGGCCACCACAGAGAUAUAAUGAAGGAAUAUUACAUCAACGGGAUACGCGAAGUAUAUUUCGAUAUUUUUAUGGAAACCUUUAAUUUAUUUUUAUCUACAAACUCACUGCUAUCUACAUUGAUAUGCUCAACAUGCAUACAGCGAGUGCGGGACGCAACCAGCUUCCGUAUGAUGGUGGCUAGCACGGAGAGACAGCUGCUGCAAGCCAUUGCUGCUGAUGAUAAGGAUACUGUGUUUGUUAAUGUGCCAGUAGAAGACAGUCUAGAGAGCACUUUGGAUGUUAAACUAGAGCAGACAGCCGACGUGAAGGAGGAAGCUGAGGCAGAUGUUGACGUGGAGGAAUAUGAGUCUGACUUCGCGCUUAGUGAUUACGUAUCAGACACUACAGAUAACUUGGUAGAGCGCGAGGCGGCUCUGCUCGGCAGGUUUGCGCGUGCGCCGCCGCCGCCGCUUCCGACAAGACAACAACUGCCGGAAAUAUGUCCCGAAUACUGUCGACAGCUUGAUAUGUUGCAGAAUAUAAAAGUAUUCCCAAAAACGAUACUUAAACUGAUAGAAGACCACGAAACCCGUCGCGUAUCCAGCAGUCACCGUCGUUCCGUCAUAUCAGAGAAACUGGCUCACAUUGUCAACGUAGGAACGAUUCUAGAAUGUUCGAACGCUACUCCGUUCAAAAGCAAGUCUCGUACCGGCUUCCCUUGUUUUUACUGCAGAAAUAUCUUCGAGAACAUUGAAAAACUUCGCGAACACACAAAUGCACACAAAAAAACAGAAAUAAAAAAUGUUUUAAAAAAUUACGGCGCUGAAUGCCUGGUUGUCUAUGUCGAUAUUACAGAUUUAGCAUGUACUCUAUGUGAUAAAAAAAUACAGAAUUUAAACGAAUUAAAAUCUCAUUUAACUAAUGUACAUAAAAAGGCUAUGUAUUUAGAGUUUACAGAUAGAGUCAUUCCUUUCAAGUUGUCUCAAAGUGGAGUGCACGAGUGUCAAAUUUGUGGUUUUAAUUUCGAAACUUUUGGCUCUAUAGAACGGCAUAUGAAUGUACAUUUUAGGAACUAUGUUUGCAAAGAGUGUGGGUCAGGAUUUGUAACGAAAUACAGACUUAAAGUACACACAAAAAGUAUGCAUAUUGGUGGUAAUUUUCCUUGUGAAGUUUGUGGAAAAAUUUUCACGACGCGACAGAAACAUAAGAACCAUGUGAACACAGUCCAUAAGCUAAUGAAAAGGUUCAAAUGUACGAAAUGUCCGGAGCGUUUCGCGGAGUACUUUAGGCGGCAAAAACAUUUGGCCCAAGUGCACGGAGUUGCUCCUUUAAGGUACAAAUGUAAUGUUUGCGAUAGAAGUUUCGAUCGCAGGUAUACGUUGUCUAGACAUAUGAAGCGAGACCAUUUAGAAGAGAGAGAUUUUCAAUGUGAAAUGUGUUCUUAUAAAUGUUUUACUAACAACGAAUUGAGAGUUCAUAUGGUUAAACAUAAUGGUGAGAGAAUAUAUGAAUGUUCUGUUUGUAAAAAGUCUUAUGCGCGGAAGAAAACUUUGAAGGAACAUUUGAGGAUUCAUAACAAUGAUCGUAGGUUCGCGUGCGCGGUUUGUGGACAGGCGUUUGUACAGAAAUGUAGCUUGAAAGGACAUUUGAAGACUCAUCAUCUAGAAUUUAGUAUACAAUAAAUCAUUUGAGAUA
This is a messenger RNA of Helicoverpa zea (corn earworm), 1817 nucleotides long. Its product is annotated as gastrula zinc finger protein XlCGF26.1-like. Gene Ontology annotation, biological process: regulation of transcription by RNA polymerase II. The record is from RefSeq and is a predicted model, not a curated record. Gene Ontology annotation, cellular component: chromosome; nucleus. Bases 86 to 1804 code for a protein of 572 amino acids. The transcript is spliced from 5 exons. Lineage: Eukaryota; Metazoa; Arthropoda; Insecta; Lepidoptera; Noctuidae. Gene Ontology annotation, molecular function: chromatin insulator sequence binding; zinc ion binding.